AUGGACAUCUCCACACAGAAAGACCAACAACAGCCUGGCCAAAAAUAUUCCAGAAUUGUCAGCAAAAUACAGAAAGGUUUUACUGCUGCGUACCCAACACAAUCCUCCAUUCCUGUUAAAUAUAAGUCUUCACUAAUUCCAGAAUCAGAAAAAAGAGGAUUCAAUAGUCAAGCCAAGAGAUUUUAUCAUAAGACGGAUGACAUCCCAGGUCCUGGGUUCUACAACGUCACUCACCAAUCUCCAGUGUCCAACAGCGUCUCGCUGUCCAAGAAAGGGACGUGCGCUUUCCCCUCCAUGUGUGCCCGACUGGACACCAUCGUUUCUAAGUACCCGGCAGCUAAUGCGUACACUCUCCCGUCACGUUUUGUUUCAAAGAAAGACUUCAGCAACUCCUGUUCCAGCAUGUUCCAGUUGCCAAGCUUUGGGAAAGUUCUCAAAACUGAAACUCCUGCACCAAACCAUUACAAUGCCUCUGUCUCGUGCUGCAAGCAGAGAAAUAACGUCAGUGCCCGAGCCGGCUUCGUGUCCAAAACCCAGCGAGGACACUGCACUACUGCUGAAAGGGCACCUGCCCCAGGGCAUUAUAAUAUCAAUGAAUCCCUUGUGAAACCAUCGCCAAAGGUAUUAAUGUCCUGUUUUAAAUCAAAAACUGGCCGUGGAUUCAAAGUGACAUCAACAGUCCCGGGACCCGGUUACUACAGCCCAAAUGAGCACAUCAAAAUUCCAACAAAGACUGUCAUCCCGAGAAAACCCAACCUGAAGUUCUCCGCCCCGCCUCUGCCCCCGGCGCCGCCUCUCCCAGGCCCCGGUCAGUACGAGAUCGUGGACUACAACGGCCCCCCCAAGCUUUUCGUCUCCAGUGCCUCGUUCGUGUCCAACACCAGACGGUGGACGGCGGUGCCGACCCAGCCCGGCCUGCCUGGCCCAGCCACGUACCAGCCGGAAUUCCCUGGCAAGCAGUCCUUCCUCUACAAUGAGGACAACAAGUGGAUCCCAGUGCUGUAG
This is a messenger RNA of Artibeus jamaicensis (Jamaican fruit-eating bat), 1005 nucleotides long. It is a transcript of the gene STPG1, whose product is annotated as sperm tail PG-rich repeat containing 1. The transcript is spliced from 8 exons. Lineage: Eukaryota; Metazoa; Chordata; Mammalia; Chiroptera; Phyllostomidae. The record is from RefSeq and is a predicted model, not a curated record. Bases 1 to 1005 code for a protein of 334 amino acids. Gene Ontology annotation, biological process: positive regulation of mitochondrial membrane permeability involved in apoptotic process.